AUGAGGAAGGCCGACGAAGGAGGUGUUUGUAGCCUUGUGCUUUCUGAAGAUUGGACGGCCUCUGUUGUACACAACCUUCAAGCCCUGGUUUCCUCCUGUGCUGUGGUGCCCUGCUCAUUCAAGCAUCCUCAUGGAGCUUUGUCUUCCCCAAGACUCAGAGGCAUCUGGCAUCAUAAAAACGACAGAAACCAAAUCAUCUACCAUGAUGAUAACACAAAAAUCUUGGACAGCUUCAAGGAGCGAACAAAGCUGUUGGGACACCUUGGUCAGGCGAACUGCACCUUAGAAAUAAUGCAGGUUAAAAAUCAUGACAACGGCCCUUUCUGUUUCCGGAUCGAACUGGUUAAAACAGAUGACAACAAGCCCACCGCGAACAAGUUCUCUUUUGUUGAAGACUGUGUUGAGAUCACCAUGCUUUAUGAGCCUCCAAAACCUACACUGGGACCAUUUAAGGUGGCCAUUCCUGAAAAACCUUUCACAAUCACAUGUUCAGUUCGCCAUACCUGUCCGUCACGCAUGCCCAAACUGACGUGGAGUAAGGGAGCCACGGAGGAGAUCACCGAGAUUCAUAAAGACUUGAGUGCUGGGAUAUGGGAGACACAGUCCAUCCUGACGUUUAUUCCUCAGGAGAAGGAUGACGACACUGAGCUGACGUGCUCAGCGCUCUUCAGUGGAGGGGCGCAGUCCCAUACGAGUUUAACACUCAACGUGAAACGUAUUAUAAACCAUAAUCACAUCAUCAUUCCUAUCGCAGUGGCAUUAGCUACUGCUCUGCUCUUUGGAGGCCUCUGCAUUUUGAUGGUGAAAAAGUACAAGACGCGCAUUGAGGAGCUUCAAAACCAGGAUGGCAGCGUGUGGAACCGGAUGUCCAGAAUGUCUCGUAGGCUUCGUUCUGGCGGUAGAACCACAGAUGGAGGAUCACUUGGAUCUGAGCAAAGUCCUCUGUCACCUGCCAUGCCCACUCUUCACUCGCUGAUCAUCAGCGCUUAUUCACCACACCUGUUCAUGCUCAUAUUUAAGGACUCCUCUCCCAACUCCUCUCCCAACUCCUCUCCAUCAGAUUAG
Molecule: messenger RNA, 1065 nt
Organism: Nematolebias whitei (Rio pearlfish)
Lineage: Eukaryota; Metazoa; Chordata; Actinopteri; Cyprinodontiformes; Rivulidae
Product: myelin-associated glycoprotein-like
Exons: 8
Coding region: 1-1065 (354 amino acids)
Source: RefSeq, a predicted model, not a curated record